AUGAGAAAGGGUAUCGCUAGUUCAGCUUCUCCAUCUACCAGACAGGUUAAUACUACUCCUAUAGCCUUAGACCUUACCAAACCUGAUAAGUCCAAGAUAAAGACGUGGACAGAGUACGAUGAUGGAUUAAUUGUUAAGGAGUAUUCCUCAAAGGAAGGUCGUAACAUUUCUUCAGUUGUUACAGGAGAAGUGGAAGUAUGGAGUGCCUCUGGAGAUGGAGAAGAGUGUACAUUUGUGCAAUCUUAUGCAAAAGAAGACUCUAUUCUAGUUACUGUACUCGUGAGGAAUAACGGCCAUUGCACAGAGAAAUACUUUGAGAAGGUAAAUGGAACAUGGAGCUCUAUCUCUGAGGAGGAAUUUUUAAAGGAGUUUUACGAAAUGAGAAUGUCUGGACUAUUGUCUAAUACUGCUUCAUCUAAGACUUAUCAAUAG
This is a messenger RNA of Theileria equi strain WA, 432 nucleotides long. RefSeq lists its product as hypothetical. NCBI's taxonomy places the organism in Eukaryota, Apicomplexa, Aconoidasida, Piroplasmida, Theileriidae. The coding region runs from base 1 to 432 and encodes 143 amino acids. The transcript has a single exon. The record is from RefSeq and is a predicted model, not a curated record.